AGCUUGUCAAAGCAGCAACCGGUGUUUUUCCAACAGAGCCGCAGUCGUCAGCCAGUCUUCCAGUUUACUCUGCAGUUGUCUAAUCAAUUGAUUUAAAUUUUUCACAAAUUCAUUAAACAUGAUCAAGAACGUUGUCUCCCUGGUGACUGGUGGCGCCUCUGGCCUGGGCAGGGCCACAGCCGAGCGACUGGCCAAGCAGGGCGCCAGUGUUGUGCUCGCCGAUCUGCCGUCCUCCAAGGGCACUGAGGUGGCCAAGGAGCUGGGCGACAAGGUGGUUUUUGUGCCCGUCGAUGUCACCUCCGAGCAGGACGUGAGCGCCGCUCUCCAAACGGCCAAGGACAAGUUCGGGCGUCUCGAUUUAACGGUCAACUGUGCGGGCACCGCAACCGCCGUGAAGACCUACAACUUCAAUAAGAACGUGGCUCAUCGCCUGGAGGACUUCCAGCGGGUGAUCAACAUCAACACGGUGGGCACCUUCAAUGUGAUUCGCCUGUCCGCCGGCCUAAUGGGCGCCAAUGCACCCAACCAGGAUGGCCAACGCGGCGUCAUUGUGAACACCGCCUCGGUGGCUGCCUUUGAUGGGCAGAUUGGCCAGGCAGCCUACUCGGCCUCGAAGGCGGCCGUUGUGGGCAUGACCUUGCCCAUUGCCCGCGACCUGAGCACCCAGGGAAUUCGCAUUUGCACGAUUGCCCCGGGUCUCUUCAACACCCCAAUGCUGGCUGCGCUGCCGGAGAAGGUGCGCACGUUCCUGGCCAAGUCGAUACCGUUUCCGCAGCGUCUGGGCGAUCCCAGCGAAUACGCCCAGCUGGUUCAGGCUAUCUACGAAAAUCCGUUGCUCAACGGCGAAGUCAUCCGCCUGGACGGUGCCUUGCGCAUGAUGCCCUAAAAUGGAACUGUCACCCUCAAAUCAGUCUUGCAUUUAUAGCAGUCACUGUGUGUUUUUUUUUCUCUGUUCUUCUCUUAGUCAAUAAGUAAAAAGUUGUUGCCAAUUUUAAAUUGUGCUAAAUAAAAAUUGUAAAAUUUUCAAAAUUA
Molecule: messenger RNA, 1032 nt
Organism: Drosophila mojavensis
Lineage: Eukaryota; Metazoa; Arthropoda; Insecta; Diptera; Drosophilidae
Gene: scu
Product: 3-hydroxyacyl-CoA dehydrogenase type-2
Exons: 2
Coding region: 119-886 (255 amino acids)
Biological process (GO): androgen metabolic process; fatty acid metabolic process; estrogen metabolic process
Cellular component (GO): mitochondrion
Molecular function (GO): estradiol 17-beta-dehydrogenase [NAD(P)+] activity
Source: RefSeq, a predicted model, not a curated record